Messenger RNA from Oncorhynchus nerka (sockeye salmon), 2661 nucleotides. RefSeq names its product putative nuclease HARBI1. Bases 222 to 827 code for a protein of 201 amino acids. Lineage: Eukaryota; Metazoa; Chordata; Actinopteri; Salmoniformes; Salmonidae. Gene Ontology annotation, cellular component: nucleus. The record is from RefSeq and is a predicted model, not a curated record. The transcript is spliced from 9 exons.
CCUGUUGCACAAAAGUAGAAUUAAGACAUCCGGGAUAAAUGACUCAGCUGAGCUCAAUGAAGCCAAAACAUGUGCGUCCAGGCUUAAUUGGUUGCACAAAGACCAAGCCAGGAUGAGCAGACACGGAUUCAUUAAGCCAGGUGAAACCAAUCCUGGAUAGGUGCGCGCUCACGGCUCACUCAAAUAGACCCCGCCACAGAUCACAGAUUAACUGAUUUACCAUGGCAACUAGAGCCGCGUACUUUUCCCCGUCGGAAGCACAAAUCCUCAUGGAGGCAUACGAGGAGGUAAAAUAUAUAAUUAAGAAGAAAGGCAACACCGCCACAGUGAUAAAGCAAAGAGAAAAAGCGUGGCAAAGUAUUGCAGACCGCCUGAAUGCAUUAAACAUGAACGGGCCAAAACGGACAUGGCAGCAGGUCAAAAUCAAAUACAAGAACAUUCUGCAGAAUGCAGUGAAAAAGAAUACCCACAGACAAGGCACGGGUGGUGGGUCACCAAAGGCUGACCUUACCCCAGCAGAGGACAUGGCCUUGGAGCUAAAUAAAGGCAGGCCCGUCUUAGAGGGGAUCCCUGGGGGGAAAGAGACGAGCAUAGGUUCCUCCCAAGAUGCCACCCGCUUCAUUCAAGUGCCUGGCAGCACUGUGUUCCUGUUAGAGCCACCAGCACAAGCACCAGACGAUGCUGAUCCAGGUGAAGGCCCCAGUGCAGCAGCAACAGCACAUGAUGGAGACGAUGAUGAGGAGGAGACCAUCUCUCUGGAUUCCAGAAGGCAUGAGGACCCAGAUGCUAUACAGUGGGAAAACCAGCCUGGCAACAGUGCGUAUUAAUAAAAGGACACCACAUCCUGCCAAAUUCCAGCUGCGCUAAUUGUAUUGUGUUCACAGAGCUCACAAGCUAUCAGAAAGUUGUAUGGCAACCAUCUCCGGCGCCAAAUAGAACUGGCAGACAUAGAAAUUCAGUACAAGAAGAAAAAGAUGGAAAAUCUUGCACUGGAGUCCGAAAUAAAAAAGAGGACAAUUAGGAAACUGGACCUUGAAAUAAAAAAACUUGAGAGGGAGCUCCAAGAAGAUGACACAGCUCAAAAUAAAAAUUAGGUAUAUUCUCGUAAAGUCAAGUGAGCCAUGACAUAUGAGCUCUUAUUGUGAGCACACAGGACGGUGGCAUCUUUCUAAGGUUUUUUUUAUUUUCCCAGCAAUCAGUACAACCAAGUCAUCGUUAUAAGGCAUCGCCCUCUUUUGCCCACCCCCCCAGCACCAGGUGUGGCCACUAGCCUAUAUGAAGGCCCAAAAUUGUGUGUUCCUUUCUGCUCUGACAAUGGCAUGCCCAUUCGUGCGAGAUGUGGUGGAUGAAGAAGCACUUGUGCUGAGGAGAGCCUUCAGGCGAGAAAGGGUCUUCAGGGACCGGUUGGACCCACUGGCCUUCCCUGAUGACCAUCUAUAUGAAAGAUACAGGUUUUCUGCAGAUGGCAUCAGGUAUCUAUGCAGACUACUGGGUCCCAGGAUUAAGCACCGCACUGCACGGAGCCAUGCACUGAGUGUGGAGCAAAUGGUUUGUGUGGCCUUGCGCUUUUUUGCUAGUGGAGCCUUCCUGUACUCAGUGGGGGAUGCAGAACAGCUGAACAAGGCCACAAUUUGCCGCACAAUAAGGAGUGUGUGUCUGGCUAUCAAAGCAUUAGCAGAUGUCUUCAUCUCCUUCCCUGGCCACAGAAGACUCUGUGACAUCAAAGAGGAGUUCUAUAGGAUUGCAGAUGGUCUGCAAUGCUGACUGUGUGAUCAGCAAUGUUGUGGCAAAAUGGCCUGGCUCAGUCCAUGACUCCAGAAUCUUUCGGGCCUCUGAAAUCUAUCACAAGGUGAAUUCUCUGGUGUGUUGCUGGGAGACAGGGGGUAUGGCUGCCAGCCUUUUCUCCUGACACCUUUCACAGACCCCCAGGAAGCACAGCAGGCCUACAACCAUGCCCAUGCCAGGACCAGGGCCAGAGUUGAAAUGACCUUUGGCCUCCUGAAGGCACGCUUUCACUGCCUUCACAAAUUAAGGGUCAGCCCUGUUAGGGCAUGUGAUAUUACUGUGGCUUGUGCUGUCCUCCACAAUGUGGCCUGCCUGAGGAAGGAGAGGGCCCCCAGAGUGCCACCAGCCAUGGACUGGGACAAUCCGGCAAUCUUCCCUGAUGACGACAGUGGUCGGCUGCUGAGGGACCAAUAUGUGUUGAAUUAUUUUAGUUAGUAUGUGUGCUUUCAAUUUUGGUUAAAUAUGUCCUGCGGUGGCAGAGGAAUUUGGGUUUUUUUGGGUUCGUUUUUGACGAAUUUGGCCUCUUAUGAUGUUUGUGCGGUAUACUGUGUGUAAUACAAGGCUGCAGGAGGGAGGCUACUGCAUCCAUUCAUUUGUCUGUUCAGUUGAUGUGUAUGGAUUUGUCCUGCAUUUAUUUUAGUGUGCAGACAUGCAGGGUGUGUUAUAUACAGACCUUUGAAUGUGUAUGUAUCAUUUUGUAUAAUAUGCUUGGAUUCUGUGCUUUCCAUCUUGUAGAGUCACUGUGACUUCAGUUUCGAAAGGAGCUGAUGGUUUACCUGCUUUGUUUUGUCCUUAUUCAAUAAAGGAACAUAAUGUUACACAUUGUGUUUUUAUAUUCAUAUGGAAUGUGUAUUUGUUUAUAUGACAGAGUACUAG